Calypte anna (Anna's hummingbird) is the source of this 1104-nucleotide messenger RNA. RefSeq names its product 5-hydroxytryptamine receptor 5A. The coding region runs from base 1 to 1104 and encodes 367 amino acids. The transcript has 2 exons. Gene Ontology annotation, biological process: G protein-coupled receptor signaling pathway, coupled to cyclic nucleotide second messenger; chemical synaptic transmission. Gene Ontology annotation, cellular component: dendrite; plasma membrane. Gene Ontology annotation, molecular function: G protein-coupled serotonin receptor activity; neurotransmitter receptor activity. The record is from RefSeq and is a predicted model, not a curated record. Lineage: Eukaryota; Metazoa; Chordata; Aves; Apodiformes; Trochilidae.
AUGGCGGAGCCUCUAAGCCCCUGCACCCCACGGGGCCAGUGUCAGGCCAACAUGGGCGCCAACACCUCAUCGGCCAACGUGGAUGCCAACUCCUCUGUGCUGGUGGGCAGCAGCGCAUGGAGGGGCCGGGAGCCUUUCUCCAUCUUCACUGUCCUCAUCCUGACCCUCCUGGUCCUCCUGACCGUGGCCACUUUCCUUUGGAACCUGCUGGUGCUGGCGACCAUACUGCGAGUGAAGGCUUUCCACCGAGUGCCCCACAACCUGGUGGCCUCCACGGCAGUGUCAGAUGUGCUGGUGGCGGCCUUGGUGAUGCCACUGAGCUUGGUGAAGGAGCUGUCGGCUGAGCGGCGGUGGCGGCUGGGCCGGGAGCUGUGCCUCGUCUGGGUCAGCUUCGACGUCCUGUGCUGUACCGCCAGCAUCUGGAACGUGACGGCCAUCGCCCUAGACCGCUACUGGUCCAUCACCCGCCACUUGGAGUACACCAUGCUCACCCGCCGCCGCAUCUCCAACGUCAUGAUCGCUCUCACCUGGGCGCUCUCCGCCGCCAUCUCCCUCGCCCCUCUUUUUGGAUGGGGGGAGACCUACAGCCCUGAGCAGGAGCGCUGCCAAGUCAGCCAAGAGCCGUCCUACACCAUUGUCUCUACUGGUGGGGCUUUCUACCUGCCCCUCUGUGUCGUGCUCUUCGUCUACUGGAAGAUCUACAAGGCGGCCAAGUUCCGCGUCGGGGGACGCAGGAAGAAUGCAGUGGUGCCUCUUCCUCAGGCUGCCCAGGUGAAGGAAGCUUCGCAUGAGUCACAGAUGGUGUUUACAGCUCGUCAUGCAGCUAUCACUUUCCAGACAGAUGGAGAAACAUGGAGAGAACAGAAAGAGAAAAAGGCAGCUCUGAUGGUUGGCAUCUUAAUUGGAGUUUUUGUACUGUGCUGGAUCCCUUUCUUCAUCACAGAAUUAAUAAGCCCCCUCUGUUCCUGCAACAUCCCACCCGUCUGGAAAAGCAUCUUUCUCUGGCUUGGCUACUCCAAUUCUUUCUUUAAUCCUCUCAUUUAUACAGCAUUUAACAAAAAUUACAACAAUGCCUUCAAGAACCUUUUUGUAAAGCAGAGAUAA